This is a messenger RNA of Effrenium voratum, 2580 nucleotides long. The record is from the annotation of a GenBank genome assembly. NCBI's taxonomy places the organism in Eukaryota, Dinophyceae, Suessiales, Symbiodiniaceae.
GCCACUUUCAGCGCGGAGGCCUACCAGGCCGCAAUGCAGACGGCUGGGGUGUACGAGGCCGCCGGCAACAUCUUCUGGCUGAACCUCCGCGGGUCCGCGACGCCUGGCGUCCCGAUUAAUGCAACCGCCGUCAAAAACCUCCAGCGCUCCCACUUCAAGGGUCCGGCGCACUUCGACGGCUCGGUGGCUGUGGCAGUGCCGAAGAAUUUGGCCCUUUCCUUUGGCAACCUACGGAGGGUGUCGCCUGAGGAGCCAGAGCACGCGAUGCUCUUCGCCGUCCGGGACGCCAUCCGGGCAGGGGAGGCUGAGAAGACACUCAGGAGCUGGAGGUCAAAGCUGCUGAGUGUCACGAUCCGCUUUGAGAUCAUCGAGACAGAGCAAGACAUGUUCUUUCGAGCAGUCAACCUCCGCAACAAGGUCAUCGAGGAGUACGAAGCCUUGGUGCGAACGGCAGUGGGCCGUGUGUUCGAGCUGGUCGCCUUUCGCUCGUCCAUGCAGGCCUCGGGCGUGUCUGGCGCAGAGGAGCUGUUCAAGGCGUGGGAGGCCAAUGUGAGGCAGACGCGCUCGCACUUGGCGGAGACAGUGACGCUCAACUUUGUCGAGACAGCCUUCAAGGUCUACGACAACUUGCUGGGCGACAAGAAGUUGCGGGCCUCAGUGAUGCGCGUUGAGGAGCGCUAUGGCAAGAUGUCAGCGUGGGUGUGGAUGACCAACUUGGAUGCGGUGGUGCUCAAGAGCAAGACUCCGCAGCUCAUUGAGUGGGUACUUCUCAUGGUGGAACACCUUCUCUUGACGGAGCAGAUGAGCUGCAAAGAUUUCACGAAGCGCACCCUGAUACCACAGAAGCAAAAAGGCUUGCUUGAUCUGUGGGUCUUCAAGAACGACCUCAUGCGCUACAUGGUGAACAACCUCCUGCCCAAGAUUGAGCUUACCGCUGCGCAGCGGGAGGUGCUGGCGUCGCUGACCGUGGCAGAGGAGUUGCGCAGCAAGAACAAAAACAAGCAGUGGCAAGGAACUCUCCCCGAAAGCGCCAGGCUUUGGGUCACGUUCCUGACCAACGUGGUCUUCGGCGUGGGCUCUGAUGGAUGUUUGAAAACCACCUUGAAGGCGACGAGUGACAUCAAUGAGUUCAUUGCCAACAAUACUGCUGUGGCUGAGGCUUUUUCUGAAGUCGAAGAAAAGGCCAGAGCUGAGCAAGGUCGGCCGGAACAAGCCUCGGGCGGCAGCAGCGCAGAAGUUCAAACGCAAGCCUUGUGCGGCGUCGGCGGCAUGGAGGUUUCGCUGACUGAGCUGAUCACACCCGAGCAGGCGAAUCAGGAUGACGGGCAGCUGGAGGCCUGGUUCGAGUUUAUGAACACCAAGAUCGAUCAGUUUUGCAAGUUCAUCGUCGACCGAGGAGCAGCCAGCAUGACCAAUAGCGCCCUUGCCGCAGAGCUGAAGGAGAACAGCGUGCUGGCUGAAAUAAAUGGGCCAGCGCUGCUGCUAUAUGACUCGAAAACAGCAGGGGAGGCGAGCAGCAACGCAAACGUGAGGCUGCCGCCCUUCCGUGCCCAACACCUGAAGCGAAUGGCCCAGGCCUUCAUCAAGGCCCGUGACCAGGGGGGCGAUGACAUCGAUCAGCAGGAGGAGCUCCGCGACGGCGACAUCAUCAUGGUGCUGGACGGCGGAAGGCAUGGAAACGAUGGCUCCAUCCAGGGCAGCUUCACAAAGAUCUCCGGGGAGUCGAUCACCAAGGUGAAGCAAGCCUUUACGGUAGUAUAUGACGAAGAAAGUGUAGGAGAGAGAAGAGAACGCGUUCGCGGGUUUGUGACCUGCACAGAGUCACUCUACGCCUUCACGAGGACAGGCUUAGCCAUGGAGCGGCGCCCGCGGAAACACUUUCCAGGCACAACGACGAUGGGGUCCGUCAUUGGGCCAAUUCAGUCGCUGGCAUGGACCGACGAAAACUGCUGGAAGGAGCAGCCCAAGGUCAAGAAGGAUAUUUUCACCAAGGAGCACAAGGUCCUGGUGGGGGGAGCGGUGGAGGCAACUGCUGCCCAAGCUACGAAGCCAAGCUUCCCCGACGACUCAGAGCCAGUCUUCUGGCAUUAUAGCCCGCCUGUGCUGUUCAGCGAACUUUUGCACAGCUUUCGCCCCAUGGUGGUGGUGCGCGGCAACGAGACGGAUCACUGCAUGGCCAUGGAGUGCAUCAAGGCCAAGAUUCCGCUGGUGUCAAUCUGCUUGAGCGAAACCCACAAGGAGGCCCUCACUGCUCAGGUGAAACGACGCUUGUGGAAGGCCAUGCAGACGGAGAGCGUCCCGGAAGUCUACGAGCCCACCCUGGCAAAGUUGCUCUCUGAGUCGUCAUCUGACGGCACGUCAAAGAACCAGAAGAAGACGAAGCCAGAGGCCAAGAAGCGAGCCAAGAAGGCAGAAGAGGGCGAGGACGACAAGGAGGCCAAGACUGAGGAGACGGGCGGCGAGCCAGAGCCCAAGAAGCCGAAGAAAGGUGGCCGACCGACUUCGUCGGCCAACGCCAGCGCCGCUGAGACUGCUCGCCAGGCGCUCUUGGCGAAGCUGAUGGGCAAAUCAUCUGAGUGA